Molecule: messenger RNA, 3576 nt
Organism: Punctularia strigosozonata HHB-11173 SS5
Lineage: Eukaryota; Fungi; Basidiomycota; Agaricomycetes; Corticiales; Punctulariaceae
Exons: 9
Coding region: 1-3576 (1191 amino acids)
Source: RefSeq, a predicted model, not a curated record
AUGCCCAAACGUUCCAACGAGACUAACGAAUCCUCAUCCAAACGUAGCAAGUUGUUUGCUCCAGCACCUCCACGGAAACAAGCCGCCCCGAAGGACACCGCUCGGAAGGUUCGCACAUCAGUAUUGCGGAAGACAGCGAAGGGCAACUUGGGAUCCAGUUCGGUGCAUUCAACAGCACCCAACCUAUCUCGCCUUCCACCUCCAGACACGCACACGCAUUUUCUGCCCUCGUACUCCCUGCCGCUUGACCCCGAGUUCUCGCAACUUUGUGACCCAACAGACGCCGCCAACUCUGUUGGGGAUGAUGAUGGGGUUGAAGGCCCGUCACAGCUCGCAGUAAGCCAUGAUCCUUUGAGCCAGAGUAAUAAACUAACUCAUAUUCUACUCUCGAAGUCCCAUACUCAGGAGUGGCUCGUAUCCCAGCGUCAACUCUGGCUUGAUGAGCUUCUUCGUCUCGACGCACCUGGCCCAAGCUGGCAGGCCAACCAUAUGUGCCCAUGUGGCGUUCGUGAAGCCAGAUUUCGGUGUCACGAGUGUCUAGGGUUCGAAAUGUUCUGCAGCCAGUGCCUGGUCAAGAAUCAUUGUCGUCUUCCGUUGCACCGGAUCGAGCAAUGGAACGGCAUCCACUUCGACGUGUGUACGCUCCGCGACUGCGGGGUGAUUGUCCAACUCGGUCAUCCUCCGGGCGAGGCUUGUCUACACGCAGUUGCGGCGUACAACAACUUUACGGUUGUGCAUACCAAUGGUUCGCAUAACGUUAAACUUUUCUUUUGCGGCUGUUCGACUGUCGAGCACCAUGUCCAACUUCUUCGAUUUCAUUGGCUUCCCGCGUCGUGGCAGCGUCCUCGAACCGCGGUCACUGUCGACUACCUCAAGAUGUUCCAGAUGCUAUCCAAUACGGCCAAAACAACACUUUGGGAUUACUACCGGACCAUUCAGUUUCUUGGAGACAAUGCGGGGCUACGUACAGUGAAGUAUCAGAGGCAGGCAGUCUUGUUCGCAGUUCGCGCGUAUCGACACCUCAAAAUCCUCAAGUGGGGCGGUAGUGGACAUCUGGCCAAAGGGGUCGAGUCGACACCACGUGGCAGCUUAGCCGUCCUUUGCCCCCCUUGCCCGCAUCCAGGGAUUAAUCUCCCGCCUGGCUGGAGAAUAUCGCCGGACAAAUGGAUUUACACGCUUUUCAUCGCUGUGGAUGCAUGUUUUCGACUAAAGCUGAAGGAUCGCGGCGUCAAAGACCCCGAGUUUGGCGCCGGAUGGUCGUAUUUUGUUCAUGGCGGCGACUACCAUCGACUUUUUGAGUCGGCCACACACGCCCAGGACAUACCGCCAUGUGGAAAUCAGCACAACGCGGUCCAGCAGGCUCUGACACGUGGCAAUUCGAAGACGGUCGCAACCGGUGUCGUGGCUGCUAUAUGUUCACGCCAUGCUAUGAUGCUUCCGAACGGUGUCGGUGACCUGCAAAAAGGCGAACGAUUUGCAAAUGUUGACUUUGUGCUCGCCUCCGCACUUGCUCUUGUCGCCGAGGAUAUCGAAACUCUCAACAUCUCUUACGACAUUAUGUGCACCUACAUAAUCAACUUCAAGUCUCGCUUUGCCAUCUUGAUAUCCUUGCUAUGCCUUCCUUGGCUCUGCGUGCUUCGCGGCUUCAUCCCCAAAUUUCACCUGCCCGGGCACGGCGAAACCUGCCAGGACGACUUUUCCUUCAAUGUCAACUCCGGCGUUGGACAAUCACACGGCGAGACUAUCGAGCAAAUCUGGGCGUACCUCGGAAUAUCCGGCACGAGCACGUCUGAAAUGGGCCCUGGGAAUCGCCACCUUGUUCUCGAAGAUAUGAUGGGUGCGCAGAAUCAUCGGAAGGUGGUUAACUUAGGUAAUCACUUCGCUCAUCACCUACCUGAUGCCGUCAAGAUGCGCAAUGCUUAUCGCGAUAUUAGCGAUCGCUUCUCAGCGACUUUUCCCGAGCAAGUGGUUGCAACGUGGAAAGCCAUGGUCGAGGCCUGGCAACAAGAUCACAGCAACCCGGACCCGUUCCAUGAACCCGAGUCGUCCAACAACCUGGAGACCUUGCGCGAGGAGCUUGCAAACGAGGACGCGGAACUGAGGGCUCGGUUUGCAGAAUUUGUGCGCCUGGGAUUGGUGUUAGAGGGAAGCCAGUACUAUUGCAGGCGAAGUCUCAAACGACGCAUUGAAUCAGCCGCCCAGCGCACGAGUACCCAGCGCACGUCUAUUCAACAGCAACGCGCGUCCUUGAAGUACACCAUCCAUAGUUAUCUCAAAGCUCAAGCCGUGUACAUGCCGGCAUGCGGCUCUCUCCGUAAUUCAUCCGACAUAGACGCGGGGCUAUCGACUGAGCCCGAAGUGUUCGAUCCGCUCUCCAGCACCCUUCCCGAAGAAUUUCCGCUUCUCCUGCCCUCUGGACUAGAUGCGGGUAUGCGACGAAAUUCGUCGUUGCACACUGUGGUCAAUAUCGAGACUCGCAUGCGCUUAGCCCAGGCCCAGGAUUCGCUCAUCCAACUACGACAUCUGCGGCGUGUCUAUCAAGGCCUAAGCACUCGGCUUCGGAAGAAAGUGUGGGGCGUCGGGCAGAAGACCAACACCCGCUCCCGGACUAUCCUCCAAGGUUUUCUGGAGAAAAUCCACGCCUGCCGAGACGACUAUCGCGCAGCCUACGGUGCUUUAAAGCAGCUCGAUGCAGACGGAUCGUGGACGUCUUACCUUCUCCCGCUCAGGGAUGAGGACAUCUCUGGACCGGGCAAGGACGAAGAGGAGGAGGUUGAGUACCGGACGAAGCAGAAAGAAUACAUCAAGUCGUGGAUAUGGCUCACCACUGUGCCAGGAAAACGCGUAGUGUCUGCUGAGGAGAUAUCGGACACGGAACUGAACGAGCAAGUUCGUGCUCAGUGGGCGAAGACAGACGCACGUGCGGCGCGAUGGGAGGAGGAGGUCAUCCUUCUCGUGGAGGAGAUGAGGAGGACGUUGGUAUGGCUCGAGUGGAGAGCUGGGUGGUGGGAAGCGCGGUCGAAGGAGCGCACCAAUGUGGCCGUCGAUCUACAGCGUGGCCUCAUCGCGUACGCUAUGAAGCAGCAGUCCAUCCAACGUCAACGGCUAGCUCUCUUUGCGUCGCGAUGGAUACCCUUACUACGAGCACAUCAGCUUGGGUCAGACUGGCGUGGACAGUAUGAGAAAUACGCGCAAAAACCGGAUAAAACAGAAGUCGCCGCGCCCGCUGCCGCCGCAAGCGUGCCCUGUCCCGUCGACGCCGACGCCAACGCGUCUCAUCUCGGCAAAGCCCAUGCGCCCCAUCCUGCCGACGCGCCCCGUCCCAUCGACGCCGACGCCAACACGUUUCAUCUCGGCGCAGCCCUAGUGACCAUUCUCAUGGAAGUAUGCCAGCCAUUGGCGCAGAAACAUGGUGCACAAGAGCCAGCAGCCAGUUUCAGGUAUAAACCCCAGCAGAACGUGCACUGUUUGUGCGGCCAGGAGGUCAUGAGGCGGUGCAUCACCUGUACUAUAAACUACAGCGGUAGCCGGAAUGUACGAGUUCACAUAGUACAGCACUACCAAGCCUUAGCCUAG